Aegilops tauschii subsp. strangulata is the source of this 1458-nucleotide messenger RNA. The record is from RefSeq and is a predicted model, not a curated record. Lineage: Eukaryota; Viridiplantae; Streptophyta; Magnoliopsida; Poales; Poaceae.
CCAUCCCUGUCCAUCCUCGCGCUCCUCUUCUCCUCGGCUUUGGCGCUUACCGCUGAAGACGCGGCAACCAUCGCCCGUCGCCAACUGCUCACCUUUGAGAGGCAUGCCGACUACGUCCACAUCGACAUAGACAUCACUAUCAAGAUCAGCAACCCUCGCCUCCGUACGACACACACGGCCUUGCAGGCGCUCAAGCAUGCGCUCUACUCGGACCCCAAGAACUUCACCAGGAAUUGGGUUGGGCCUGACUGCACCUACAAUGGUGUCCUCUGUGUUCCGGCGCCAAACGAUCCGUCUGCGAGCGUUGCGGCAUUGGUGGACAUGAAUGGGGUGGACGUCGAACGGCACCUGCCCAGGGAGAUUGGACUCAUGAUCGAUCUCGUCGUGCUCCACCUCAACUCCAACCGCUUCUGCGGCAUCAUCCCAGAGGAGGUCAAGAACAUGACCCAACUCAAUGAGUUCGACGCUAGCAACAACCGCUUUGUCGGUCCAUUCCCCGAUGUGGUGAUGCGCGUCCCAAAGCUCAGCGGCCUCGACAUUCGAUUCAAUGACUUUGAAGGGCCCAUCCCACCGGAGCUCUUCCUGAAACCUUAUGAUGCCAUCUUCCUCAAUAACAAUCGAUUCACCUCUGGCAUCCCGGACACUAUCAGCAAGUCCAAGGCUUCUGUGAUCGUGCUUGCUAACAACGAGCUCGGCGGGUGCAUUCCUCAGACCAUUGAUGAGGCCGCCGCCACACUCGACCAGUUCAUCUUCAUCAACAACAGCAUCACCGGUUGCCUACCGGUGGAGGCAGGGCUUAUCAGCACCACGACAGUUUUCGAUGUCAGUGGCAAUGCACUCACAGGGUCUAUCCCGAGGACAUUGUCCGGCCUGUUCAAGGUCGAGCAGCUUGAUCUGUCGCAUAACAAGUUUAUCGGGGAGGUGUCCAAAGAUGUGUGUGAGUUGUCGGCUUUGGCAAACAUGUAUGUUUCUUACAACUUCUUCACGAAGGAAGACACCAAGUGCGGCGUGGGCAUGGACAAGGCAUUCGAGGAUGAAGCAAACUACAUGGGACAAACAAGGUCCGCACAGAAAAGUGAAGAUGAGUGUGCGCCCGUUUUGAGCAAUCCGGUGGACUGCGCUAUGGUAGAGCGUUGCGGAUGGCCGAGUGGAGGCAAAACAUCCCCACCGCCGCCUCCAGUUUUCUCUCCGCCCCCUCCGAAAGCAUCCCCACCGCCGCCUCCAGUUUUCUCUCCGCCCCCACCAAAAGCAUCCCCACCUCCGCCUCUAGUUUUCUCUCCACCCCCCCGAAAUUUUUCUCCGCCACCACCGAAAGUGUCUCCACCUCCACCAAUGCAAUCACCACCGCCGCCAAUACUAUCUCCCCCGCCCCCGGUAGCAUCUUUGCCACCACUCAUCAUGCCACCAAUAAUGGGUGUACAAUACCAGUCACCACCACCACAAUUCGCUGGCUAUUGA